AUUUGUUUACGCACUUUUACGUCGUUAGGCUUACCUUCAUUCUAUCUUUGUCCCUUCCUAUUUUCUUUAUCUAUUUUUUUUUUGUUUUGUUCUCAUCUAUCGUUAUCUAGUUCCAAACGGCCAUGAAGUUUGGCAAACACAUACAAAGUCAACAACUGACAGAAUGGAGUUCUCACUAUUUGAAUUACAAAGGUCUUAAGAAGUUUAUCAGCAAACUUCUCAACAUGUCUUCCGAUGAACUGGCUAAAGCUGGGUUAUUGACAGGUGCUGCUCCAGAAGAAGAUCGUGCCAAACUAUUACAGUCUCAAAAAGCGGCUUUUUUCUUCAAACUAGAACGCGAACUGGAAAAGAUCAACUCCUUCUACCUCCAAAAAGAAAAUGAACUCAAAAUACGGUUACGGACUCUCAUCGACAAGAAAAAGAUCCUACAAAGUGAUACAAGACGACUUAAACAUGCUUAUACCCUAUUGAAUGCUAUUCAAGAAGCCUUUAUUCAAUUUGAACAAGAAUUGAACAAAAUCCAGAAAUACGUUGAACUCAAUAAUGAAGGCUUUCGAAAAAUCUUAAAGAAAUGGGACAAGCGAUCAAAAUCUUCUACCAAAGAACUUUACCUAUCCCGACAAAUCGAUAUUCAACCUUGUUUCAACACUCAAUUUUUAUGUGAACUUGCCGAUCUCGCUUCUGCAAAUCGAAUUGAACUCUCAGAUAUUCAAGCCGGUAUUUCUGUCAACAACGAUGAUUCUUCUUCUUCUUCCUCAAACGUCAACUCUUCAGCACCUAAAGAUGGAAUUGAUUUAUCUGUAGCAACUUCCCAAAAAGCCGAUGUCAUGGAUGAUAUGGAAUUAGAAUUGGUCAAAGCGGUUUCUAACAAUCAAGGCUCUCUGGUACGCGAAAUUCUUGAUCGUGCUGUACAACAUCCAACUUCUGACGAUCGAGAUCGACUUUCACGAGUAUUUUGGCAUGCAUGUUCUGAAGGAUCUGAUGAAAUUGUGACCAUGUUUAUCAACACCAACCUCAUCAACUAUGAAUAUGUAGAUGAUAUCAAUGAACGAUCUUGUCUUCAUGUGGCUGCUAUGUCUGGACGAAAGGAAUUAUUAGCAUCAUGUACGGAACGUGGCGCAAAAGUGAGGGCAACAGAUGUAUAUGGACGAACGGCUUUACAUUAUGCGACAAUGAAUGGAUUUAGCGAUUGUGUUUCCUACCUAUUAAUGCAGGAUGCUGAUAUUGAAUCUCGGGAUCAUGAUGGAUUCAGUCCUCUGAUAUAUGCUAUUGUUGAUGGCCAUACUCCCUGUGUUGCUAUCUUACUGGACGCUGGUGCGAAUAUUGAACCAAGUUACGAAGGUGAUCACAUUCCGUUGUCUUUGGCUUGUCAUUGUGGACGUAUCGAUAUUGCUCUUAUGCUUUACCACCGAGGUGCCAAAAAUUUACCAAAUGCUGAAACAUUAUAUCCUCUUCAUAUUGUCGCUCGUCAAGGUCAUGAAGAAUUAUGUCGGUUGUUAUCUCGUCAUCCUGCGGAUGUGGAUGUUCCAGACAAGUACAAUUCAUGGACUCCUUUGUUUUGGGCUGCCAGUGAUGGUCAUGAAGAAUGUGUUCGGAUACUAAUUGAUGCUGGUGCAAAUGUGAAUAUCAAGGAUGAAAAUGGAAAAACCGCUUUGUAUUAUGCUGCCUGGGAAGGUUAUAUGGAUAUUGUACAAGUCUUGAUCGAUGCUGGUUGUAAAACUGAAUUAGAACAACAACAAACUGGUCUUGAUCAUACCACACAACCUCCUCCUUCUAUAUCACUAUCAUCAUCUCAACAAGCACAACAACCUGUUUCUACUUUGGCUACAACGACGGCAACAACAACAACAACAUCAGCAUCAACCAAUGAUGAUAAUGCCGUGUUAGAUGCUGAUACUGAAUUGGAUACUAUUCCUUCACUCUCAUUACCACCACCAAUCAUUCCUUUUCGUAUCUAUGGUCACAAUUAUUUGGAUCGAAAGUAUCAAGUACAAAUAUGUUUACGACAACCACCUAUUCGAUUGUUUGAUAAUACUCAAAUCUCAUCUCUUAAAUUGAUUAUAUCGUCUAAUCCUGAUACUGGUAUGAUCCCUCAUAGUGUCAUAUUACCAUUGGCAGAUGAUCGGGAAAUAUUUAGUUUCCAGAUCGACAAGUUGGAUGAAUUUUUCUUGGAAUUUGAUAUCUUUGCUACGUUUGGUUCAAAGGUGCUUGGACGUGGUGUGGCUCUUCCUUUGACUUUCAACUCGGUGGACUUUAAGAUUCCAGAGUGUCACUGUACGAUUCCUCUUUUGGAUAGUCAUCUUAAGGUGAUUGGUGAACUUGCAUACGAUUAUUCUGUGGUCAAGCCCUUCCGAGGUGUACAAUUGGAGAUAGGUGGAAGGAUUGAAACUUAUUGGAAAUCAACAAACACAGUAUUACCAUCAUCAUCUGCCACUCAUUCGGAACGUGCCACUCCUGAACCCGUUUCUUCAUCGACUCCAACUUCUUCUUCCAUGACAGCAAUGACAAGCUCAAUGGGAUCUACGGUGGGUGAUAUUACGUCUGCUAUUACUGCGACAACAACAUCUUCUUCGUCAUCCGGUCUUGCUUCCUUUAUCACUGCCUCGUCGUUAUCGGGUGAUUAUAUCCGUGUGGUGAUCCAAUUGACCAAAGAUUUUGUCCCUGUCGUUUAUGCCAAUUGGUUGAUUGAAUAUGAAGGUCUUUCUUUGGCUAUAUCCGAUUUAUCUUAUCAGCAAUUCCUUCAAUUGGGAACCAAGUUAUUCCAACAACACAAGUCUAAUGAUCACAACUCGUAUGACAUUUGUCCUCUUACUGGAAAUAGUAUGAUGAUCGAAAACUUGAAUCAAAAUGAACAUCGAUCUUUCUUAUCAUUGGAACAAGUGUUAAAGACUUUGCCUUCAUCUAUGGGUAUCCAUUUGGAAUUGAAAUAUCCUUCAGUAACAGAUUUGGAUCUACAUUCCUUUUGUGCUAUUGCUGACAGAAAUACAUUUGUUGAUACCAUUCUACAAUGUAUUUAUGAUCAUGUACGAUCAUUACCACCUCAUGCGCCUAAUGUUCGAAUCUUUUUCUCAUCCUUCAAUGCUGCUAUUUGUACUGUGAUCAACUGGAAACAACCCAAUUAUGCUGUGUUUUACAAUACUUGUUGCGGGCUCAAUAAGUCUAAUGUGCGACGUGGUGUCAAACGAAAACUUGGUCAAGAUGAACAUAUAUCAAAUCCUUCUCGUUCGUUGGCGGCACAACAAGAGCAACUCAUAUCUGGUACAUCAUUGAAGGAAGCCGUUAAAUUUGCAAAACGAAACAACUUGCUUGGUAUCAUUUGUGAAGCCACUCCUUUGGUCCAAGUACCUUCGUUGAUUAAGAAUAUCAAAGAAAGUGGACUGAUAUUGGUUACAUCUGGGCAAUUCAAUCAAGAAGAAGAGUAUCAAAGUAUUCAAGAACGUUAUGGUGUGGAUGCUAUGAUGAUCAAUCAAGUAGUUCACUUCAAUACUACCAUGGCUGGGGCUGGUUUUUAGAGAAGAGAAAUAUCCUGUUUAUCUAUCCUUUAUAUUUUUUUUUUUUUACUAUUUUACUCUUUCGAUCUGUAAUUUUAGAACAUCC
Molecule: messenger RNA, 3597 nt
Organism: Halteromyces radiatus
Lineage: Eukaryota; Fungi; Mucoromycota; Mucoromycetes; Mucorales; Cunninghamellaceae
Exons: 7
Coding region: 123-3512 (1129 amino acids)
Biological process (GO): lipid metabolic process
Molecular function (GO): phosphoric diester hydrolase activity; protein binding
Source: RefSeq, a predicted model, not a curated record